This is a messenger RNA of Salvelinus namaycush (lake trout), 709 nucleotides long. RefSeq names its product POU domain, class 3, transcription factor 3-like. Lineage: Eukaryota; Metazoa; Chordata; Actinopteri; Salmoniformes; Salmonidae. Gene Ontology annotation, biological process: intracellular signal transduction; negative regulation of T cell activation. Gene Ontology annotation, cellular component: membrane raft; plasma membrane. The record is from RefSeq and is a predicted model, not a curated record. The annotation marks the transcript as partial. The transcript has 2 exons.
GAGACGGUGUUCAUGGGGAACGGGGAACAGUACAUCUGGAAGCCCCCAGAGGAUGAUGACAUCAUCACCCUGCACCGAGCGCCUGCACCCCCGGGGGAGAACGGACAGGGAUACAUACCUACAGCCAUGGAGAUCACAGACACCUACUCCACCGUGUGUAAACCACAGAAGAAGAAACCUUCCCCAGACCACAGCGCAGCCAAGACCCUCCCCCGCAACCACUGCCCUGGGGGGAAGAAUGGAGGAGGUAGGGGAGGAGGAGCAGGAGGGAAUGAGGGAGGGAACGGGGCGUGGGGUGGCGGUCGGGAGAUCCCGGGUGGCCAGGCCCGAUCCCAUGAGGAGCCCUGCUACGAGCCCGUCGGCGACAAGUCCUGGCCCACCUGUGUGGUGGCCGAGUCGGACCCGGCGUACGCCACUAUCGACUCCCACCGGAAACGUGAGUGGGCAGGAACCAAUAACGGUGCGCUGGGGGCGAACGCUACACUAAAGCCCAGGAAGAAGCCUCCUCAGCAGGGAGCAUCGUCUCCAGAGGCCCCAUGCCCCCAGGAACCUCCAGCAUGCCCCCCGGCCCCUCCAUCUAGGGCCUUGCCUGGGGGGGAGAACUUCUAUGAGACCAUCAGCGAUGUGAAACAGGGGGCCAACAGUGCCAGCACCACCACCAUCUUCACCUUCAACGACGGGAUGGAGAUGUAUGUCACUGGCCUGUAGC